AUGGCAGCCGAAAAACGUCAGAAGAAGACUGGUGUAGAGCCCCCCAACCUUAUCGAAAGGGCUCAGCAAGUGGUGAACAUAAUCUCUCAUGGCUGUGAAUUGUCGAGUGGUUUCGGUGGAUUUAGUUUGUCGUUGUAUGAUACGGCUUGGGUGUCCAUGAUCACCAAGCCCGAUGCUGUGGGGGCCCGUCAGUGGGCUUUUCCAGAGGCGUUUGCGUAUGUUCUGCGCCAGCAACAGGACAACGGUUCCUGGGGGAUCAAUGCAUCGCCUGUUGAUGGGAUUCUCAAUACUAUGGCGGGCCUGCUGUCAUUGCUAGAGCACCAUGCCGUGGAGACUGCCCAAUGCAGCGUUGGUAGUGAUAUAGGGCCCGCCGAUUAUGAAGAGAGAAUCUCGCGUGCAAUCAAAUCCUUAUCCGAUGCACUGAACAGUUGGAAUAUCCUGGUCCCAUGUCUUCUCCAGCAAUUGGCACAGAGAGGGGUCAGCCUGGAUUUCCCCGGCAGACAGGAUCUCAUCAAGCUUCAUCAGCAGAAACUGUCAAAGUUCAGACCGGAAAUGGUCAUCUCGAAACAGCAAACCACCCUGCUCCAUUCACUGGAAGGGCUGAUUGGCAAGGUGGACUUUGAAAAGCUGAAACAUCAUUGCACGGAAUAUGGAGGCAUGAUGGGGUCUCCAGCUUCGACAGCAGCAUACCUUAUCUACUCUCCAGUGUGGGACGAAGCCGCCGAAAAGUACCUUCACAAUGUGGUGGAGAGAUGCGGAUCCUGCGGAGGCGUCCCCAGCGGAUUUCCAACGCCAGUUUUCGAAACUUCCUGGACAAUAUCAACGCUGCUGGCCAGUGCUAUCACCACUUAUCUUCAACGUCUCUUUGAAAAGCAACACGGAUUACUUGGAUUCGCCCCAGGCUUUGUACCAGAUGCGGAUGACACAGCUCGGUCUCUCCUCGCUCUGUCAUAUCUGAAGGUCCCAAUGGAUCCCUCUUCCUUGGUGAGGUAUUUUGAAGCCCCGCGCCAUUUUCAAACCUAUAAACUAGAGCGGAACCCCAGCUUUAGCGCAAAUGCCAAUACUCUGUUGGCUCUGUUGCAGUCAUCGUGCCCUGCAACCUAUGUCCCACAAAUUGAGAAAACCGCCAAUUACCUGGUCUCCUGCUGGGAGGGUGGAGACGAAAUGCUUCUCGUGAAUGCAUUAGUUGAACUCUUGUCGACAGAACUUGUUACGACGAAGAUCCCGAUUGUGCUCUGCCAGCUAUUGUCAAAGGCACUGGUUCACCAACACGAGAAUGGUUCAUGGCACAACUCCGUGGAGAGGACUGCCUACAGCAUACUUCUUCUUGCCUACAUACUGAGACUACCAUGGCCAAUAUCGCUCCGAAGAGACUAUCUGCAGCAGCACGCAAGUGAGUGGUCCGAGGGCGAUUAUAUCUGGAUUGAGAAGGUCACUUACCGACUGCCUACGCUCGCUGAAACAUAUACCCUUGCGGCAAUGAAGGUUCCAAGGGAGGAGGCCGCCUGGACUACCGAAGUCAAACAAAUGUUCACUCUCCCGGAGAAGAAAGGUAGAGCUAUGGCAGCCGUCUUUGGACAGCUACCUACCUUUCGAGAUACCCCUCGGCGCACAAUGCUCUUAGCGAUUACAGAAGCCCAUUUUUAUUCACGAGCCUUGCGGAAAAUCCGACUUGAUAUCUUCCCGCGAGACAGGAUGAGGAUGACAAAGGACAAAUACUUGGAUUUUAUUCCAGUAGCGUGGACCAGUAUUAAUACUAUAUCUGGUUUUCCUCUCUCGAGUGAGACCAUGUGGGACAUGAUGGUCAUCUCCAUGCUCAACUAUCAAGCGGAUGAGUACAUGGAGUCCGUAGUGGGAAGCCUCCCAAAGCCAUGCUUGCGUGAACUCAAAUUGGAGAUCCGCAAUGCGUGUCUCGAUGAGGACCUAUCUACGGAAGACAUAUCCGAUGUGUUUAUGAAAGAUGACCAACUGCCUGGGUGGAUACCAUCCCCGCAGACGGAAGAGAGUCAGAGCCAAUCCCCCUCUCCGCAUCUUUCCGAGGUGAGUGAAGUGAUUCUAAAAUAUAUCAGACAUGUACGGUAUCAUCCAUGUGUGAUAGUAUGCCCCGCGGCCACGCAGCGCGAAGUCGGCAAGGAACUAGAUAAGUUUCUUCAUGCACAUAUGGCGCACAAUGCGGAUAACUCUCGUCUCCGCAAUAGUGAUACCACUAGUGACAAUCUUUGGAGUCAAUCCUAUUUUGAUUGGGUUCGGACCACUGGCGCCAUAGACACGAGUUGUCCUUACUCAUUUUCAUUCUUCACCUGUCUCAUCAGUCGCCAAGGACGCUCCUGCAUAUCUUCCGCUAAACAGAGAUAUUUUGCCCGCGCGUUGGCUUUGCAUCUAGCCACGAUGUGCAGACAGUUUAACGACUAUGGGUCUCGGCUUCGAGACCUCCAGGAGAAAAAUCUCAACAGCCUCGAUUUUGCCGAUUUCAAUGGGGAUGGCCUCUCUAGAGGGCAAGAUCAGCACAAACAGGAUCUGAUGGAACUUGCUGAGUUUGAGAGGUCAUGUAUGCAGGUUUGUUUUGCACACCUAUCAGCUGAGACCAGUGCCACCACAACGGCACAAAUCCAAGUGUUCAUCAAAGUAACCGACCUGUUUGGCCAAAUAUACGUUGCGCAGGACAUUGCCAGUCGCUUGAAAACCUAGACCGCGGCUAGUGC
Molecule: messenger RNA, 2702 nt
Organism: Aspergillus pseudotamarii
Lineage: Eukaryota; Fungi; Ascomycota; Eurotiomycetes; Eurotiales; Aspergillaceae
Product: terpene synthase family protein
Exons: 6
Coding region: 1-2688 (895 amino acids)
Biological process (GO): diterpenoid biosynthetic process
Molecular function (GO): magnesium ion binding; terpene synthase activity
Source: RefSeq, a predicted model, not a curated record